AUGUUGUCGAAAGCACGCUCACCAUCGAGAAUUUUACAGUCAGAUGACACAAAGAUCUGUGUUGUCAUGGUUGGCCUUCCGGCCAGAGGCAAGAGUCUCAUAGCCGGAAAGGCGAUGCGGUAUCUUGCCUGGGUUGGCAUUCCCGCUCGGGUGUUCAACGUCGGCAGUUAUCGUCGGCAUAACACACCGCAGCCAUCGGCCAAGUUCUUCGAACCUCACAAUGAGGAAGGGGAGAAAAUGAGGCGAGCUGCCGCUGAGGCUGCAGUAUUCGACAUGCUUGCCUGGUUCCGAAAAGGUCAAGGUGUCGUUGCCAUCCUCGAUGCCACCAAUUCGACCAGGGAACGACGCCAGUGGAUCUAUGAAUCCUGCGAGAAGGAGAAUGUUGAAACCUUGUUCGUCGAGUCGACAUGUGACGAUGAGGAGGUCAUUAUGAACAACAUUCUCGAAGUCAAAACCACGUCUCCGGAUUAUAAGGGUCAGGAUCCCGAGAUGGCUGCGCUCGAUUUCCGCACUCGUAUCCGGAACUACGAGCAGGUUUAUGAAACCAUCGACGAGAACGAGAAGCAUUACACCUAUGUCAAGCUUAUCAAUGUCGGCUCCACCGUCAUAAUCAACCAAAUCAAGGACUAUUUGUCGAGUCGGUUGGUCUACUAUAUCCAGAACCUUCACAUCAAACCGCGCUCGAUUUGGCUUUCUCGUCACGGAGAAUCGGAGUACAAUCUGGUUGGAAAGAUUGGCGGUGAUUCCAGCAUUUCCGAGCGGGGCGAGGCCUACGCCAAAGCUCUCCCUGAACUCAUGCGAAAGUCUGGAUAUCCGCCCAAUACGAAGAUUGUCAUCUGGACUUCGACCUUGAAGCGUACGAUUCAGACUGCUCGUCACCUGGUAGGUCAACCGGGCUUUGGGAAACUGGAAUGGAAGGCACUUGACGAACUUGACUCUGGUGUUUGCGAUGGCCUGACCUACAAGGACAUUGCCGACCAAUACCCCGAGGACUUUGCAGCGCGUGACGAAGACAAGUACAACUACCGUUACCGGGGUGGAGAGUCUUACCGUGAUGUCGUUAUUCGCCUCGAGCCCAUCAUCAUGGAGUUGGAGCGCAGUGAGAACGUCAUUAUCGUCACUCAUCAAGCCGUGCUACGGUGCAUCUAUGCCUACUUCCUCAAUACCCCUCAAGAGCAAAGCCCGUGGAUGGAAGUUCCUCUUCACACGUUGAUCAAGCUCACUCCUCGUGCGUACGGAACAGAAGAGCAGCGCUUCAAGGCCGACAUUCCGGCAGUAUCCACCUGGCGUGGCAAGGGUACUUCUGCACACCACCAGGACAUGUUGUCUGCUUUCACGGCUCGGCCUCUCGUCGAGCUCAAGCAGCGGGACAAAUCCAAGAUCGAAUCGGUCCUCGCAUACGGCGAUCGACUCCUCGUCGGGCUAAACAAUGGCAGUCUACGAAUAUACCGGAUAAAUGAGGUUUCCUACGAUGAGGAGGGUGCCGCCGACACCAACGGUGGAGGACAGCACCAUGGAGGAGGCGAAGGAGAAGGAGGAGAUACAGUCAAGAACGGCGAUAGGCCCGCAACAGCAAGCUCACCUCGGGCCACGACACCAAAGACGAAACCAACCGACCUCCUACGCGAAAUCGAAAAGUUCUCUCGGUACAAGAUCGAGCAACUGGCCCUGAUCAAGGAGGCCAAGCUGCUGGUCUCGUUAUCGGGCGGCUACGUGUCGAUCCACGACCUGCAGACGUACGAAUUGCACGAGCAGCUCAGCAAGACGAAAGGCGCGACGACGUUUGCGAUUACCUCGAAUAUCGUGAAUGAUCCCGAGACUGGCGUUCCGUCGAUUGUGUCUCGGGUUGCGGUCGCUGUUAAAAGGAAGAUACUCCUGUGGACAUGGCGGGAUAUGGAGCCCGAGAAGGACACUGCGGAGAUGGUUCUGGUUAGUGGGAUUAAGACGCUUACUUGGAUCUCUGGGGCGAAGCUGGUAGCUGGUCUUGGGUCGAAUUUCGUCAUGGUGGAUCUUGAGAGCUCUUCGGUCACGGAGCUUGUUGGGCCGGGGAGUAUUGGGGGCUUGGGUGGUCAGGAGACUGGGAGGUUGGCUGGUGUUGGGGCUGCUAGUAUGAGUUACAUUGGGAUGAGUGGGAUGGGUCCGAAGCCUCUCUCUACGAGACUCAACGAAGGGCAGAUACUGCUGGCAAAGGACAUCAACACUCAUUUCAUCGACACUGAUGGCAAUUCGUUGGGUCGCAGGCAGAUUCCGUGGAGCCAUGCACCGGCGGAUAUCGGAUACACAUAUCCAUUUCUACUUGCGCUUCAUGAUGCGUCCAAGGGUGUGCUGGAGGUGAGGAAUCCGGAAACUCAGUCGUUGCUUCAGUCCGUCUCGCUGCCAUCGGCCAAUCUCAUGCAUAUCCCCCAGCCUACGAUCAGCCUGGCCCAUGCCGGAAAAGGAUUCUUGAUUGCUAGUGAUCGGGUUAUCUGGAGGAUGGAAGCUCUGAGCUACGACACGCAGAUCGACACCCUAGUUGAGAAAGGGUAUCUGGACGAGGCAAUCAGUUUGCUUGUUAUGCUCGAGGAUGCACUUUUAAAGGAUAAACCCAGCCGGCUACGCCAAAUUAAACUCGAAAAGGCCGAGGGUCUGUUCAACGUCAGGAAAUAUCGGCAAGCGAUGGACCUAUUUACGGAGGUUUCGGCUCCUCCGGAGACGGUCAUCAGACUCUAUCCUAAGUUGAUUGCUGGCGAUCUCUCCAUCAUCGUCGAAGAGGAAGAAUCCGAGGAUAGCGGAUCGGAAGGUUCACCCAAGCCGAAUGAGAACCAGAAUAAUGCGACUUCCGAGGAUGCUAUAAGCCCUACCAGACUGACGCAUGCUCCAUCUAUGAGGUCCAUCCUCCGAACAAGGACUGACGGCUUCGAUGAUGCGGGUAGCAUCCGUAGCAAGCCUGUUGAGGAGGACAAGCGUCUUGAAGGAAAGGAUCUCAAACUUGCCGUUCGCGAACUCCAGGCGUAUCUUGCUGAUGUCCGAAGGAGGUUUCAGCGAUUCCUCAAUCCUGAUGGAUCACUCAAGAUCCCGGAUCCGCCAACUAAUGCUGCAGAUGAUGAGUUUACUGAUUCUGUCGUGAAACUGCUCGGCUUCCCACGAGACGAGCGAGAGGAAGCUUUCGCCGAGAAACUUCGAGAAAAGGCAAGACUCGUGGACACAACUCUUUUCCGGGCACACAUGUUUGCGACACCCUCCUUGGCCGGCUCGCUAUUCCGCAUCGCGAACUUCUGUGAUCCUGACGUCGUAAUGGAGCGGCUAGAAGAAACCGGCCGUUACAACGACCUCAUCGACUUCCUCUAUGGCAAAAGGAUGCAUCGUCAAGCCCUCGAGCUCCUGCGCAAAUUCGGCCAAGCAGAAACAGAGGACGAGUCAGCCCCGCAACUCCAUGGACCCAAGAGAUUGGUCGGGUAUCUACAGAACCUGCCUCCAGCGAAGAUCGAACUCAUUCUCGAGUUUGCGGAGUGGCCUGUGCGAGAGGAUCCUGAACUGGGGAUGGAGAUUUUCGUGGCAGACACUGAAAAUGCAGAGACGUUACCCCGACACCAGGUGCUGGAGUUUCUCGAGAAGAUUGAUAUUGCUCUGGCUGUCCAGUACCUCGAGCAUAUUAUUGGGGAGUUGAACGAUACCACGCCGGAUUUGCACUUUAAACUAUUGCUUCUUUACUUGGAUCGUCUGAACAAAGGGGAGUUUGCGAGUGACGACGACCGCGACGAGUGGCGGAACAGAUUCCUGGAGACGCUCAGAUCGAGUUCGCAAUAUUCACCGGCUAAGAUGCUCGAUCGGCUGGAUCGGAAUGAUCCCGAGUUCUUCGAAGCGAGAGCCAUCGUGUUUAGCAAGAUGGGACAGCAUAAACAGGCUUUGGAGAUCUACGUGUUCAAACUUCAAGACUAUGCCAAAGCAGAAGAAUACUGUAACCACGUCCACAAGGAGGACACGGCCGCGAAAGAAGCUACCUCCGAGGGAGAAAAGGACGAACAAGCAAAAGAUGAACACUCGUCUAUCCAUCUGACAUUAUUAGGUCUCUACCUCACCCCGCCCUAUGGAAAUAAACCACAAUAUGGACCCGCACUCGACAUACUCGCCAAGCACGGAUCCCGUCUCCCUCCUAGCUCCGCCUUGGACCUCAUCCCCGAAUCACUACCGGUCAAAGAACUAGAGUUCUACUUCAAAGGUCGUAUGCGAGCCGCCAAUUCCAAGUUCAACGAGUCCAGAAUUGCGACGAAUUUGCAGAAGGUCCAGAACGUAAAGGCACAGGCGCAGUUGCUGGUUGGCGAGGGUAUUGACCCGAAGUCUUCGCGGUCGAGGCAUGUUACUGUGACGGAGGAGAGGAUCUGUGGAAUAUGCCACAAGCGGCUUGGGGGGAGUGUGAUUAAUGUGUUUCCAGAGUAA
This is a messenger RNA of Aspergillus glaucus CBS 516.65, 4416 nucleotides long. RefSeq names its product putative vacuolar morphogenesis protein AvaB. Gene Ontology annotation, biological process: vesicle-mediated transport; endosomal vesicle fusion; fructose 2,6-bisphosphate metabolic process. The transcript has 5 exons. Lineage: Eukaryota; Fungi; Ascomycota; Eurotiomycetes; Eurotiales; Aspergillaceae. Gene Ontology annotation, molecular function: 6-phosphofructo-2-kinase activity; ATP binding. The coding region runs from base 1 to 4416 and encodes 1471 amino acids. Gene Ontology annotation, cellular component: fungal-type vacuole membrane; cytoplasm. The record is from RefSeq and is a predicted model, not a curated record.